AUGUUGAUAAAAUGUAAUAUAGGAAUGACAGAGGUCGAGGAACGCAGAUGUGAGGGUUUUGAAUGCGGUAAACCAGCGAAACUGCGCUGCCCAACAUGUAUCAAAUUGGGCUUGAAGGAUUCGUUUUUCUGUGAUCAGGUGUGCUUCAAGGCAAAUUGGGCCACACACAAAAACCAACACAGCGAUCCGGACGCGCCAUAUAAUCCUUGGCCCAACUAUAAGGCAAGUUUUCCAAUAGUAUUUACUGGAUCAUUACGGCCUGCGAGGGUUACACCAAGGCGGCCUGUGCCACAAUCUAUCCCACGUCCAGACUAUGCUUUACAUCCCCAAGGAGUUUCAUUUGAAGAAAGGCAAGCAAAAAAGAAUAGAGACGUCAAGGUUCUAGACGAUGAGGAAAAAGAAGGUCUACGCGUAGCAUGUCGUCUAGGCAGAGAGGUCCUGAACGAAGCAGCCAAGGCGUGCGCUCCAGGUGUCACCACGGAUGAGAUUGACCGAGUCGUGCACGAAGCAUGCAUUGAAAGAGAUUGCUAUCCAAGUCCGUUGGGAUAUUACAAUUUUCCGAAAAGUUGUUGCACCUCAGUGAAUGAAGUUAUUUGUCACGGUAUUCCGGAUCUCCGUGUGCUAGAGAAUGGUGAUCUGUGUAACGUCGAUGUCACUGUAUAUCAUCGCGGAUUCCACGGCGACUUGAAUGAGACGUUUCUUGUUGGUGACGCUGUAGAUGAAGAGUCACGAAACCUCGUCCGUGUUACUUAUGAAUGUCUGCAGCAGGCCAUAUCAAUAGUCAGACCAGGUGUGAAGUUUCGCGAAAUCGGUAAUGUGAUUCAAAAACAUGCAAAUGCUAAUGGUUUCUCCGUAGUAAAAGCCUAUUGUGGUCAUGGAAUCCAU
This is a messenger RNA of Ostertagia ostertagi, 885 nucleotides long. The record is from the annotation of a GenBank genome assembly. NCBI's taxonomy places the organism in Eukaryota, Metazoa, Nematoda, Chromadorea, Rhabditida, Trichostrongylidae.